AUGUUUGAAUGGAUUCGGCCAUCAGACUACAUAAAGUUUAUGGACGCGAAUUCCAAACUUCAGCUGAUUCUUGGAGCACCUACUUUAGCACAAGCUGCACCAGCCCUGGAGCUAUUCUGGAAGCGCUACGAAGCUGUCAACCCUUCGCAUCAAGUAUUUCAGAGAGCCAGGGAAGGCCGAUUGGUUUUGAACCAAACCCUCCCUUUCUAUUUCCAUGCUGACGAAGGGAGGACUCUGAAGAAGAAGCCGGUUUUUAUCAUCCAAUGGCAGCCAUGUUGCGGUAAAGGAGUCGGCCGAAAGAACAGUGAUGCUCUGAUCCAGGCUAAGCUUGAGGAGCUUCGCCUACAACCGAAUUUCAAGGGGCACACCUUCGUGACAAGGUUUUUGGCUGGCUUGCUGUUGGGUUCGAGCUACGCUGACAAGCCUCAAGUUCUCAGCGAUCUUAUUGAGCACAUUUGUUUGGAUAUGAGGGACCUUGGGGACAAUGGUAUUCAGCUGGCUCAGGGGCAUCUUUGGUUAUGCCCGAUUGGCAACAAAGGGGAUUGGAGCUACCUAGUCCAGGUGGCAAAUCUGACGCGAAGUUAUCGAAAUGCCCCGAAACGUGCCUCCUCGAAGGCGCCCGACAAGUGCAUUUGCCAUCUGUGUAUGGCCGGGGCACCAGCUUUCCCAUAUGAAGACAUGUUUUCGACCAUGUUCGAGGAGUUCAAGAAGUUCUGCAAGGCUAUCGGCGAACAGACCUACCUUCAGAAGUUUUCGCCUGAUACUGUCGGUUGCGCACAGUCGAUGCUGGAUGUGCCGGAUGGUCACUGGCACAAAGGAGGAGUCACCACAAAUCUUAUGCGGUUCAUCGACUAUUGGUGCGAGGACAACGAAGACCUGGGGGCCGAUGAUGAGAAUUUCCAACUCAUUGCAGGUGCGGCAAAGGCCGUGAAUGCAGCGCUGAGUGAAAUGUAUACAGGUGAUAUGUGGCUGUCACCGAUCGAAGCGACAAGGAUUGCCAACCGAGGCUUUUAUUUCCUUCGUGCAUAUGCCAAACUGGCAUACAACUACAACCGCUCUGGCUUCACACGCUUUCCCUUGUAUCCGAAAGCUCACAUGCUCUUCCACACAUUCUAUGGACUUCUAAUGAAGAUUUUGUGGGCCGUGUGGCUCGGAUCAGUCGUCGUUGCGGUACAAGGGAAGUUUUCUGUGUUGCGCUGGAGCUGUGUGGAUGGCGCUAUGAUUUCCACCAGCACUUGCAACAAGAUACCGCAGAAGCUGCAGUACCUCGGAGGCCGCGUCGGGUUUGUCGAUGGCUACACCUGGUCAGGUCCGCUGUGCAUGCUGCAAGCCACCCCUGCACUCGAAGCGCUCAGUGCCACCAGUGCCUUUCCGCACCUGCGGAGCCGCUGGCACCAAGCUUCCAGCCGGGCCUCAGGACCAUCUGCAUGCAACAGCCUCUGGCUUCUACAGCUUAGGGCGCCCGACGGCAGGCUUCGCCUCACGCCACUAGCGAAGCAGCUCCUCCGUAUGCAGCAAAAUCUUACCUCUGCUUCGGACUACACGUACUCGGCCACUGGUAAUCGCUGCGCUUUCCCCGACCCGCCUUGGACCAAGUAUCCUUUACGACCUUGCCUCCCGGAUUUUGAGAUUGGUUUCCUCUCAGGCCGCUAUGGAACGACGAUCAUGCAGAUGGACGCCGCCAUAUCCAACUUGAAACCAUGGCCCCAGCAUCUGAGUGCCCUCGCCCUUGUGAGUCCGGGUGCGACUGGCUGUGCUCUGUGUGCUUUCAGCCUGUACUUCCGACAUGCCACCCAAGAAGGCGAAGCGGAGGCGACACCACUCCCCGACGGCGGCUUCUGCGAGUUCGGCUCCUUCGGGGCGUGCGGAUGCGCCUACCAUGCGACCUAUGGGUCCGCCACCUCCACUGCCGGUCAACUUGCCGAAAUCGGCCAAAGCAGGGGGGAUGCCCAAAGCCGGAGCAGUUGCGACACCAGCAGCCAGGAGGCCACCAGCGUCGAGGCCACCAGCAACGAGCUCACUACCAGGUGCACCUUCCAGGACUCCGGCGCAAGCUCCCUCUCCGGCUGCUGUGGUCACUACCGGUACGACCAGAACCAUUGCAGUGCCACCGGGGCAGUGUUGUCACCAUUCCGCUGCCUCCAGCUGGCCUGCAAUAUGUCAUCUCCGUCAUGCUCCGCUUUCAUCCUCGCCAUCGCCGUCGCCGGCAAGCCGAGGACCAUGAGGUGUAUCAAGGAGGCCUUUGUGCACAUCGGGCUCAGCGAGCUCUUGGCGAGUGCUCUUGCUGGGCAGUUUUGUGGAGCAACCACACAGCCAAUAGUGCUCCUCUGGUCGGCUGCCGGACCUACGGUAGCCGUUUCUCCGGACAUCGGUGUGCCUGCCUGGCAGCGUGCUGGGGCCUUUGUUCUCCGGCAACAGAAGCGCCAGGCUCGACAGCGGUCCAGACCUGUGCCCGAAGAGCGCCCUCGUCUUCCCCUGGGUGAUGACUCUGACGAAGUGGCCUCCACCAUCAGAGCUGCUAUCAGAGCUGGGGACCCUGUGCCACUCCGCUGUCUUAACUACUACCGUGAAAGGGAUGCCCUGACUACAGACGAUGUUGCUUUUCUCCAGUACAUGACCUGGAGAACUCGUCCGCCGCCAAUGACGGUCUUCUUGAAGCACACCAUCAAGUCAGUCAGAGCAGGCCCCCUAGAGGUCCAAGAGCGCUCAUCGAAGCGCUUCUUCAACAUCCAGCUCCAGAAGGCACGGUCGACCAGCUCCCUGCACCAAUGGAGGCCGCUCCAGCGCUACCCGGGCUACCAGAAAGCAGCCGAAGAACAAGCAGCCGUCGGCUUCCCUCGACUGUCUUCUUCCACUGUCGUUCUGCGGGUGCGCUUAUGCUACGGGUUGGAGGCACUGGCAGUCGCCAUCCUGCUGAAGCCGUCCAACACGGACGACAUCCUCGCAUCUCUCUGGCAAAGCCAUGCGACUCCCUUGUCGCUUCUAUCCCCCGUCUUCCUCGAUCAUCCUUUGCCUCUUCAGUUCGAAAACGUGCUCUCCAAAAAGGGGCGGCUGCUCUAUGCUGCCAAGGCCCACUUGUUCAACGCGGGUCAGCACCUGGCCAUUGCAGUGAUUCAGGAGACACACUGGGCGUCCGACUUGACUUUCAAGAUGGAGGGCUGGCAAGCUCUUGCCUCGCCCAGCCAGGACCGCGUAUCUGGCAUUCUCGUGCUUGUGAAUCUCCGAUUCUUCCAUCGGGACCACAUACAGCUCACAUCCAUCAUUGAAGGCAGGCUGGUCCACCUACGCCUUGAAGGCGACCCAUCCCUGGAUGUGGUCAUUGUGUAUCAGUUUCUCUACUCCAGCACCAAAGCACUUCCUGGCGCAGCUGGCCUGGAACAGGCAGGCCAAGCAGCCACGCUCACCAUCAUUGUCAGAUUUCAGGCGCAUGCUCGGGUUUCCUUAGAGCACGCACAGCCAGAGGAUGUCUCUGACUGCCUCCUGCAGGCCUGGAAACAUACAGCACCCACUCCUCCCACUGCCGACCGGAUCCAUAGUCCGAAGACUCAGCUGAUCCUCCUCCGUCGUGAACGUAGUUCUUUUGUGCAGCAGCAGGCUCUCCUCGCCUCUCUGGUCUGGCCCAAGGAGGAGGAACUGAAAGAGGCCAGCAAGAACCUCAAACUGCUAUGUGCCCAAAACAAGCAGUUUAAAAUUCAGCAGAUCCUACAGGAGGCGGAGCAGGCUGCCCAAAAAGGUCUCACAGCCGUCUACCAGGUGGUGAAACGUCUUGCCCCCAAGACCUCUCACAAGCCGAUCCUUUUUCGAGACCCACAAGGCGUUCCCCUCACUACGACCCAGGAAGCGCAGGCCUUGCAAGAAUACUUCCGACGCCUCUAUCGCUCCUCCUCGCCGGAGCCUCAUGAGCCGGGUAACUCGUUCUCUCCUUUUGAUGUUGAGGAGCUUACCAAUGCCGUUGCGCAGCUUCCCUGUGGCAAAGCCCUACCGUCUUGGCUUGCACCGGCCCCGCUCUGGUCCCUCGCUGCUGAACAGGUGGCCACUGCCGGUCACCCCGCGCUGACCCCAUGGCUGAUGAACAUGGCUGCGCCCAUGCCGGGGCCUAUUGCCCUUCUUCAUCCGGUUUCAAAAUGUCUGGCGAAACUGACGGCUGGCCUUCUGCGCCCAACCGUGCAGCAUCUCGUCCAUGAGCCUGACGAUAUUCUUCGCAAUUUGCAGGACAUUGCGUUCAUCAUUGACACUUUAACCUCUCUUGGUAUGUCAGUGAGUGACUCCAAAACGGUCAUCCUUGAUGGUCUCCGGGGCCCUGCCAAGUCCAGACUCCUGCGUCCUCUUCUGCAGCGCCACAAGGACAAGGGUCCCUGUCUCCGUGUGAUGUGUGCUGCUGGCUUGCCCUUUCGCAAACAGCAUCCCUACUUGGGCAUAGUGCUCAGCUACGACUGCUUUGAGAAGCUAUCCCCCCAAGCCAGAAUCAAGCAAAGCUGGGCGAACUUCAGCCGCCUCUUCUCGUUGCUUCGUUCCAAGCACAUCCUGCCCAAGCAGCGCUUGCAGCUCUGGACUGCAUGUGUCUUCUCCACACUGAGGUAUGGCCUUACCAGUACCGGUCUCCCUCGAGGCCCAGACACUAUCCGCCAGAUCGUGGCCAAGCAGGUCCGCCCAGUCCUCAAGUCCCCCAGCUGGAUCACCCAGGAAACCACGUCGGAUCUUCACGCCAGGUUCCGCCUUCAGGACCCUAUCGUUCAGCUGGCUGCUCAACUGCAGGCACGUCAGACUCGUCCAUCAGUCUCCUUCCCUCGAUGUGGUCAUGUAGAUAUCUCGGGCACCAUUACGCGCGUAUUCACCUGCCCGCACUGCCCGCAAACUUUCCCUACCUUAAUUGCUCUUCGCACCCACUGCACCAAAUCGCAUGGCAAACCGUCCGCCCUGGACGAGACGCCUUCUGCGGAGGCCAAUGCUGCUGCGUUUGCCAAGACCACGCAGACCACCAACCCGAGCACGGCUGGCGCUCUUCUGGCCCCUCCCACUGAUGGGCCUGUCUCUCAACCGCGUCCUUCGCAGCAGGAGUUGCGUGCUAGGUUCAUGCAUUUCGCCAAGGACGGAAUGCCUCACUGCGCCCUGUGUGAUCGGAAGUUUGCUGCCUGGCCACCUUUCCUGAACCACCACUACACCCAUUCCUGCCCUGCUCAGGUUCAUGAUGCUGCUGCACCUGAUGCCUCCUCUUGUGCUUCGGCCGCGAAUCUGGAAGCUGAGCGCUCUGUCCCUGACACUGCACCAGCUCCACAGGCUGACCCCUCCUCCUCUUUGGCUCUGCCCUCAGAUGCGCUGCCGCUCCUUCACCGUCCCGAAAUACGUGCUCUAGCACUCCAGGAUGAUUGGCAGCCCCUGGCUCAACGCCUUCGCUCCAUACAUACCGACCACGGUCUGCGGCACUGCCCUGUUUGCCAUCAGUGGUUCGCCCGCACACAGGAUAUCUUUCGGCACUUGAAACGUCAGCACCCGCUACCUGUGCUUCAAGAAUCUAUGCGUGCUGACUGGCUCACAGCUCGUACGGCUGCUGCCCGCUCUCCCUGUAGCUGGUGCAGACUGACAGUGUGCAACAGACCAUCACCUUGCGCCUCCUUGUCCGUCAUGAGCUUGGCCUCCUCACAGGCUCUGGGCAGCGGCCUCUCUCUUCAGGAGGUCCAGAAACGGGAGGCCCAGGUCGAGUUGCAGCUCCUUCAGUGCUGGGGAGAGAGUCCGAUGGAUCUGGACGUGGCGAACAAGCGCCAAAACGAGACGGAGGACGUGGACCAGGAGAAGGAACGGGACACGAAGUGGCACCGGCCGGAAUCAAAGGGUGGUUUCGGCCGAGGCGGACGGGGGAAAGGCAAUCAGUCGGGCCACCCUCCCAAGAGCAACGGGCCUCGUCGACAGCCGUUUCGGCGAGCACCGGAGUCGGAGGCCAAAGCUCCAGAAGGUAUGAUGUGGCUGCUGGGCAAGCUCCUCUUGCGCCACGAGGAUCAGAUGGGCAUCGACCGCACUCAGAACGGAUUUGUCAUGUUCUUCAAGCGGGAGAGCGCUCUAUCCCUGGUUCCUCAGUUCGUGCAGAAGUCUCAGCACUGGCAUGCUCUGAAAGAGCAGAAGCAGGAGAAGAUGGACGAGAUUGCUCUCCCUCUGAGGACCUUCCUCUUCCACACUAUGUUGGAGGCCCUGGUGAAGCGCAUCAAGGAUACGGUGAAAAACGACGAGCAACUGAAGACUGCUACCAUCCUUCAGGUAUUCCUUCCGAAGGAGGGCGAGCUGGAGCUGCGCGUUCCCUUCUUGAGCUACAACCCAGAGACCAAAAAGCCUUUUUCCCUCUAUUCGGGCUUUCGAAAAGCAUCCGGGCUCUCGGCUUGGCCUUGGGCGUGCCAGUCACCGUCUCACCGUGACUCACUUGUGACUUGUCUUUGUACGGUGCUUUUGCGCUGA
Molecule: messenger RNA, 6444 nt
Organism: Symbiodinium sp. CCMP2592
Lineage: Eukaryota; Dinophyceae; Suessiales; Symbiodiniaceae
Source: the annotation of a GenBank genome assembly